AGAAAAGAGAACAAUCUCCAUGUACUGCAAUUCCGGGUUCCCAGAUCCACAAUAUGCUGUCACUCUACAUAUCAAAAUUUGGACAAUUUCUGGAGCCAAAAUAUUAAUAAUGAUAAACAAAUGAAAGAAUUUAAUCAUUUGUUCAAAUAGUUUAUUUAGAAAAUAUGAUGCAUAUCUCGGAAAAUGUUAAAAGAAAAUUACUAAGAGGGUGUAAAAUAAAAUACAUUUGCUGAACAAUGAGUAUUCAGUAGCAGCCUUUAAUAGAAAGCUACGUGGGUAAUUGUUUGUUAAACCAUAUGAAAUUUUAGCAUUUGGCAAAAAAGAUUCUCCUAAUAUGGAACCUUUCAAAGCAUAUCCUCAGGGAAAUGAUUUCGAAAAGUCAAAACACACAUACACACGCACUCCAAGCCUUUUUUAUUUUUAAGGAGGUGGUAGCCAAAUUCAGCUCCCAUUCCAUUGAUGUGCAUAAAAAGUUUAUCUGAAAUUUAUAGUUCUAGAGCUAAUGAAAAGAGUAAAACAUCAUCUGAAAUUUUUGACACAAACCCCCCUCGCUCAGACACAGAAAAUCUGCAGAUGUUUCUGUCAGGGCACUCAACUUUCUCCAAACCAUAAUGAUCCAUUAGAUGAUUUGCCUGUGGUUUCACCAAGAAUCAAACUCAGAGAUGGGAGGCACCUUUCAUAUAUUGAGAGAGGAGUCCCCAAAGACAUGGCAAAAUACAAAGUCAUCAUUGUGCACGGUUUUGGAAGCUCCAAAGAGAUGAAUUUUCUGGCACCCCAGGACUUGAUAGAUGAAUUGGGUAUAUAUCUUCUGCAAUAUGACCGAGCUGGAUAUGGAGAAAGUGAUCCAAACCCAAAACGCUCAUUGAAGAGUGAAGCACUUGACAUUGAAGAGCUUGCUGAUCAGCUACAAUUAGGACCACAGUUUUAUGUGAUUGGAGUCUCAAUGGGUUCAUAUGCUAGCUGGAGUUGUCUAAAGUAUUUGCCCCACAGGCUUGCAGGGUUGGCACUGAUAGCCCCAGUGAUCAAUUACCGGUGGCCUUCAUUCCCAAAGAGUCUGAUAAGGGAGGACUACAGGAGGAAACUUGUCUACUGGUCCAUGUGGCUUGCAAAUCACUGGCCUAGACUAUUGCAUUGGUGGGUCACUCAAAAGUGGCUCCCUUCAACUGCUGUCAUAGAAAAGAACCCUGCUUUCUUCAAUAAAACUGAUAUAGAUAUUCUCAAGACAAUUCCUGGCUUUCCAAUGCUUACCAAGGACAGUUUAAGGGAACAAGUUGUUUUUGACACUCUUCGCCGUGAUUGGAAGGUGGCUUUUGGAAAAUGGGAAUUUGAUCCAAUGAAGCUAAGUAAUCCAUUUCCUCAAAAUAGAAGUUCGUUUCACAUUUGGCAUGGCUACGAAGAUAAGGUUGUGCCCUCUGAACUCCAGAGAUUUGUUUCAGGGAAGCUGCCAUGGAUACAUUAUCAUGAAGUUCCUGAUGGUGGCCACUUAAUUAUAUACUAUAGGGGCUUAUGUGAGGCCAUUUUAAGGGCACUUUUACUAGGACAAGAAAAUCUUGCAUAUAGACCUAAAACACCACCAUUAUUUGAAUCUUAAUAUGUCAUAACUUCAAAAUUUAAUGUGUUUAUUAUUAGCAUUUUUUUAAAGAAAA
Molecule: messenger RNA, 1646 nt
Organism: Cajanus cajan (pigeon pea)
Lineage: Eukaryota; Viridiplantae; Streptophyta; Magnoliopsida; Fabales; Fabaceae
Source: RefSeq, a predicted model, not a curated record